Molecule: messenger RNA, 477 nt
Organism: Leishmania braziliensis MHOM/BR/75/M2904
Lineage: Eukaryota; Euglenozoa; Kinetoplastea; Trypanosomatida; Trypanosomatidae
Exons: 1
Coding region: 1-477 (158 amino acids)
Source: RefSeq, a predicted model, not a curated record
AUGGAGCCAAAGAGGAGUGGCAACAUGGCGUGUGUAGAGCGGGAGCGGGAGCGAAACUACAGAAGACACGUCGAACGGGUGAGAACGCAGCGCAGCCGCAUCGAUAAUGCGACGCCGAAGAGCUGCGCCUAUGUGCGCCCGCUCGGCUCCAUGCGCGGCAACGUGGCGCGUGCGGAGCAGGUGAACCGCGACAACCAGAAGCUGGUGGAAAAGAUGGUUUACAUCAUGAACACCCGCGGUGGUGUGGAUACCUCGGAACCGUGGUGUGACCACAACAGGGCGAUCAGCUCUCAGCGGCGUCGUAACCAGGAGCAGGCUGUCAUUGCGCGGGAGAACGCGAAGAUACUAGAGCGCCUGGAGUGUGCGAAGCCGACGUACCGCGCCGACAAAUUUGAGGCUGACCGUCGUCGGAACGAAGAGUUUGCUGCACGCGCUAGUCGCUACCCCUACCACCCUAUGGACAGGGCGAGGCACUAA